CGGGCGGAGCUUCUGUGUCUCCCAGCCAAUCAUGCGACUCAAGGAGAACUGGCGCUGUGUCCAGUCUCCUCCAAUCAAUGGCCUUCGGGGGCGGGCCGGCGGCCGCUCAAUUCCCACUCCCUCAUGCUUUGGGUUAGGGUUUUCUUUCACGCUUUCUGAGGAGGAGAGCAUGGCGCAGGCCUCGGCGAAGCACUUCCCUGAGGCUCGGCCAGAGGAGCGUUUCCAUCGCUGGCCAGACCCGGAGGAGAACGGGCAGUUGCUGCGGGCGUCAGGAGAGGUGGCCGCCCGGCCCCUUUCCCCGCCUGCCCGGAUGGGUGCGUGCAGACCCACCAAAGAAAAGCGGUCGCUGCGGGGCCCAGGGUUCGGGACCCCUAGUCCCACCUCGGCCUCGCUUUGGGACGGCCGCGCCCCCAGGGCCGCCUGCGUCUCCAGGAAGCCGGGAGUGGCGUCCCCUGCGGGGUGGGGUGCUCCCAGGCCGAACUCCGGACAGGUGGAGGGGACGGCAGGGCUCGAGGAAGCCCUGUCCCUCCAGUGCAAGGUGCUCUCACGUGUGCCCUCUGCCCUCCCGUUCACCCGCAGCCUUCUCAGCGCCUCUCCCUGGGCCCGGGGCCGCCUCACCAGCCUGUUGCUCUGGAAAAAGUCCACAGUCCCCGAUUCCAUCCCUACGCCCCCCCCCCCCCCCCCCCCCCCCUUUUCGGCGGGCCCCCGGGAGGGGGCUGCACGGCGGAAGGAGGCUGGCGAUGGGCCCAGCUGCCUGUUGCAUGCACCUCCUCCUCCACCCAUAGCCUCUUGCCUGGGGAAGAGUUAGCCUGGGGCUGAUACUUUGGUUAAGCUGAAGCUGCCGAGGGUGGCCGACCUGCAGAUUCUCUGCAAAUUCUGAGCUGGCAGAGCCGGCAGCCCGGAGCCGGCCGGGGAAGAGGAGACUUACACGCUGCAGGCCGCCUCCUUCCACCGUGCUCUCCAUCUCCCACUUCAGAAGGGCUGGGAAGCUCGCGGCCGGGGUUCCACCUGGAAGCUGCUUGCAUGGCUGAACCCAGCUUAGGUUCCUAGCGGGGCUGCUGGUGGAAUUCUCCCCCUUGGAGGCUGGGGAGGUUUAGGAGGGGGAAGGCUUCUGUGAAGCUCUCAAACCACUAAUAGAGCCCCCUCCCCAACAGUGAUGGCGCAGAUGCUCCCUCUUUUUAGUUGACACCACCAGGCAGCCUCCUGGCUGUUGGUAGGUUCCUGCACCUGGCUGGGGGAACAGGGACCGGCAGGGGACUUUGUUAGGGGAGGGUUGGGAUGGGCAGUGGGCCCUGAAAGUUAAUAUAUUCGAACCUAGCUUGAGUGUCGUUCUUUCCAAUUCCGAAAGUAGGGAGAGUAAAAAUAGGGGUGAUUGGGGUGAGGCUAGAAUGCCUCUCUCAGGGCGCCCCCCCUCCCCCACCAUUUUAGAGAGCUAGGCCCCAGCCAAUCUUGUCACUCCCAUCUCAAUGCUUCCUGAAGAGGCUGUUUUGAGUGUUGAAAAGAUGAAAAUGCAGUUAUGCCAAACAGUAUUGAGCAGAAUAAUUUAUUUCUUUUUGCUUUUGCUUUUGCUUUAAAUCAUGAAUCCCGCCAGGCAUGGUGGCUCACACCUGUCUUCCCAGCACUUUGGGAGGCCGAGGCGGGUGGAGUACUUAAUACUAAGGUCAGGAGUUCCAGAUCAGCCUGGCCAACAUGGUGAAACCCCGUCUCUAC
Chlorocebus sabaeus (green monkey) is the source of this 1710-nucleotide messenger RNA. Lineage: Eukaryota; Metazoa; Chordata; Mammalia; Primates; Cercopithecidae. The record is from RefSeq and is a predicted model, not a curated record.